AUGUCUGACCGAACUCCGCGCCGCCCGCCUCCCAGCACCCCGCUGCGGAACCCGACGCUCUCCGAGCGCACGUCGCGCACCCUCGCCCCCAUCAUAGCCAAUCGGCGGGCACUGGCCCUGCGCGGUGAAGGCCUUGCGCGGGUCGAAGACGCGUCGGCUCUCUUCCCCGAGCCCGCUUCGCCGCCGAAACCGCCAGGUUCAUACCUGAGGAUGGCGCCGAGGCGAAUGGGCGCGAGCUAUGCGCCUCGAUUGGAGAACGAUCGCGGCGGAGAUGUUGCUGGCCAAGACCAGCGCAGAUACGAGGCCUCCGGCCCGCCCCAAACCCCCUCCCGGCCCCCUCCCACCACCACGCCCCGUCUGGGCCUCAUGAGCAACAGUGCUCGACGCCCUCGCCGCGCGUUCAUGUCGCCGCUUGCUGCUCCGCUGAACCAGCCGAGCUUUGCUCCUGCUUCGCGCUGGGCGCCGCCUGUUCGCCGUCCUGCCGCCUUGGGUUUGGCGGAGGAAGAGAAGACGGUGCUGGUGGAAGAGAAGGGGGAGGAAGGCCAGGUGGCUGGAGAGGGGGAGGUGGAGGAGGAGAAGGAAGUUUGA
Molecule: messenger RNA, 588 nt
Organism: Dothidotthia symphoricarpi CBS 119687
Lineage: Eukaryota; Fungi; Ascomycota; Dothideomycetes; Pleosporales; Dothidotthiaceae
Exons: 3
Coding region: 1-588 (195 amino acids)
Source: RefSeq, a predicted model, not a curated record